Suncus etruscus (white-toothed pygmy shrew) is the source of this 948-nucleotide messenger RNA. Its product is annotated as olfactory receptor 52A1-like. Gene Ontology annotation, cellular component: membrane. The transcript has a single exon. NCBI's taxonomy places the organism in Eukaryota, Metazoa, Chordata, Mammalia, Eulipotyphla, Soricidae. The record is from RefSeq and is a predicted model, not a curated record. Bases 1 to 948 code for a protein of 315 amino acids. Gene Ontology annotation, biological process: G protein-coupled receptor signaling pathway. Gene Ontology annotation, molecular function: G protein-coupled receptor activity; olfactory receptor activity.
AUGUCUAUUAUAAAUGGAACUGUGUUCUUCAUGCCUUCUGUAUUGACUUUUAUUGGAAUCCCUGGCCUGGAAUCUGUACAGUGUUGGAUUGGGAUUCCAUUUUGUGUCAUGUACAUGGUUGCUUUGAUGGGAAAUUCUCUACUUUUGGUCAUUAUCAAAUCUGAACCCAGUCUCCAUGAGCCUAUGUAUAUCUUUCUGGCCAUGUUGGGAGCUACAGAUAUAGCACUGAGCACCAGUAUUGUCCCUAAGAUGCUUGGAAUUUUUUGGUUUCAUUUACCAGAUAUCUACUUUGAUGUCUGCCUUUUUCAGAUGUGGCUCAUACAUACAUUUCAGGGUAUUGAAUCAGGAGUACUUCUGGCCAUGGCUCUGGACCGCUAUAUUGCAAUCUGCUAUCCUCUGAGGCAUGCUACCAUAUUUACAAGGCAUGUAGUCACUCAUAUUGGAGUUGGGAUGACUUUACGACCUGCUAUUCUGGUAAUCCCAUGUCUAUUGCUUAUAAAGUGUCGCCUGAAGUUUUACAGAAGCAAGUUAAUUUCUCACACAUAUUGUGAACAUAUGGCCCUUGUGAAGCUUGCUGCUGAAGAUGUUUACAUCAAUAAGUUCUACGGUCUUCUUGGAGCUUUUACUGUUGGUGGCCUAGACUUUAUUUUGAUAACCCUAUCCUAUAUACAAAUAUUUAUUACCGUCUUCCAUUUGCCCCAGAAAGAAGCACGCCUUAAAGCUUUUAAUACAUGUAUUCCCCACAUAUGUGUCUUUUUCCAAUUCUAUCUCCUGGCUUUUUUCUCAUUUUUUACUCACAGAACUGGCUCUCAUAUCCCAUCAUAUAUCCACAUCACUUUAUCUAACCUUUAUUUAUUGGUUCCACCUUUUCUCAACCCAUUUGUCUAUGGGGUAAAAACCAAGCACAUUCGAGAUAAGGUGGUAAAAAUAUUCUGUUCCAAAGAAUAA